Molecule: messenger RNA, 1579 nt
Organism: Nymphalis io (European peacock)
Lineage: Eukaryota; Metazoa; Arthropoda; Insecta; Lepidoptera; Nymphalidae
Gene: Nle
Product: notchless protein homolog 1
Exons: 10
Coding region: 68-1495 (475 amino acids)
Biological process (GO): ribosomal large subunit assembly; Notch signaling pathway
Cellular component (GO): nucleolus
Molecular function (GO): protein binding
Source: RefSeq, a predicted model, not a curated record
UGUGUUUUUGACUUAAGCAAUAAGAUUAGGUUAUAUUUACAAAAAUAACUUUAAGUAAAAUAUUAAAAUGGAUAUAAAUAACGACUUGCCUAGCUGUGUGCAAGCUAGGUUUAAAUCAGAUACUGGAGAAGAAACUGGCAGUCCUUUGGAUUUACCUUUAACCAUAAAUAAAGACCAACUUACACUUAUUUGCAAUGCAUUGCUAAAAGAGGAAGAUAAACUUUUUCUAUUUUUCGUCAAAGAUAUUGAAAUAACAUCAACACUAAAGGAAGCUUUGGAUCUUGCUAAAUUAAACUCUGAAGAAGUCGUAGAUAUUAUAUAUCAACAACAAGCAGUAUUUAAAGUUCGACCAGUAACACGUUGUACAAGUUCUAUACCUGGACAUGCAGAAGCAGUUAUUUCAACUUGUUUUAGUCCAUCAGGAAAUAAUUUAGCCAGUGGUUCUGGUGACACUACAGUUCGAUUUUGGGAUUUAAAUACGCAGACUCCACUACAUGUAUGUAAAGGUCACACUAACUGGGUACUGUGUAUAAGUUGGUCACCAGAUGGGUCCAAGCUUGCAUCAGCUUGUAAACAAGGUCGAAUAAUGCUGUGGGACCCAAUAACAGGAGAUCAAAUUGGAAAGACUAUGAUGGGGCAUAAGCAAUGGGUUACAGCACUAGCUUGGGAACCCUAUAUAAGAAAUCUGGAAUGUCGUAAAUUGGCAAGUUCAUCAAAAGAUGGCGAUGUUAGAAUAUGGGACACAGUGACUGGACACACAGUUUUAAGUCUGACAGGACAUUCCAAAGCAGUAACAUGUGUAAAAUGGGGAGGGACAGGCCUCAUUUAUACAUCAUCUCAGGACAGAACUAUAAAGGUCUGGAGAGCUGAUGACGGAAUACUGUGUAGAACUUUAGAAGGUCAUGCACACUGGGUAAAUACACUUGCCCUGAGUACAGAUUAUGUUCUUCGAACAGGUCCUUUUCAUCCUAUUCUCGAUAGAUUAGACUCUACAAAUGAUAAGACCAUUUUACACCAACGUGCAUUGCAAAGAUAUGAAGAAACAUGUCCAAAAGGUGAGGAAAGACUUGUGUCUGGCUCCGAUGAUUUUACACUGUUUCUAUGGCUGCCUGAAAAAGAAAAAAGACCUCUGGCUAGAAUGACUGGCCAUCAACAGCUCAUUAAUGAUGUUAAAUUUUCCCCAGAUACAAGAAUUAUUGCUUCAGCAUCUUUUGAUAAGUCUGUUAAAUUAUGGGAAUCAACAACUGGUAAAUUUAUAACAACUUUAAGAGGACAUGUGCAAGCAGUAUACAUGGUUGCAUGGUCAGCAGAUUCUAGGCUCUUGUUAAGUUCUAGUGCAGAUUCAACAUUAAAAGUUUGGAAUUUGAAAACCAAGAAACUAGAAUUAGACUUACCAGGACAUGCUGAUGAGGUAUAUGCAGUAGAUUGGUCACCAGAUGGAACAUAUGUUGCUUCGGGGGGAAAAGAUAAAGUGUUAAAAUUGUGGCAACACUAAGGAAACAAAAACCAAUUGUAACUAGUUACUUUAUUGUGAAGUUAAAGUUACAUACAUUUUUUGAAUAAUAAAAGGUCAAUCAAA